AUGAAAGGGCUCAGACAAGGAGACCUUAUUCUUCCUUUAAUAUUUGUGGUUCUUAUGGAGUAUUUCACAAGGACUCUAAAGAAGAUGAGUAGGAAAGAGGGUUUUAAUUUCCAUCAUAGAUGUGCUUCCUUAGGGUUGACUCAUCUAAUUAUUGGAGAUGACCUAAUGCUCUUCUGUAAUGGAGACAUUAGUUCCGUCAUCUUGAUGGUGAGAGUUGUGAAGGAUUUCUCUUUAGCUUCUGGGCUUUAUGCGAAUAAUGACAAAACUGCUUUAUACUUUGGCAAUGUUCAAGAGGAGAUACGACUCAUCAGAAGUCUUCAGGCUACUGGGUUUACGAAGGGUGCUUUUCCUUUUAGGUACCUUGGUGAUCCCAUUACAACUAGGAAAUUGAAAGUGGCUGACUGUGACCUAUUGGUGGAUAAUAAGAUUCUUUUAAGAGUUAUUUGUUGCUCAUAUAAAAACCUCUCUUAUGCAGCAAGACAUAUGUUAGUUAAUGCAGUUCUCCUUAGCCUUCAGACCUACUAG
Messenger RNA from Beta vulgaris subsp. vulgaris (sugar beet), 525 nucleotides. RefSeq lists its product as uncharacterized. Bases 1 to 525 code for a protein of 174 amino acids. The transcript has a single exon. The record is from RefSeq and is a predicted model, not a curated record. Lineage: Eukaryota; Viridiplantae; Streptophyta; Magnoliopsida; Caryophyllales; Amaranthaceae.